This is a messenger RNA of Homarus americanus (American lobster), 3137 nucleotides long. RefSeq lists its product as uncharacterized. The record is from RefSeq and is a predicted model, not a curated record. The transcript has 12 exons. The coding region runs from base 1 to 2247 and encodes 748 amino acids. NCBI's taxonomy places the organism in Eukaryota, Metazoa, Arthropoda, Malacostraca, Decapoda, Nephropidae.
AUGCUGACAUUUGGCAGAGAUGGCAGCAGUGAGCGAUGGUCACAACAGAUAGAUGGCUCCCAGGACUUGUCAUCACAGAUCUAUGGCUCCCAAGACUCGCAGAGACUUACAGUACCACCCUGCCGACCCCCACCACCCUUGGGGUCAAGUCAGAGCAGUGGCAGUGGAUAUGCAGUGUUGGGUACAACAGCAGCAGCAGGCGGUGGUGGUCGGGGAGUGUCUCAGGGACCCAUCACUCCCAGACAAGACCUACAGGACCUCAGUUUGGCAAGGGACAUCAGGUUUGGCCUGCACACUAUACUGUCUGUGAUGCGUGACUUGCCAGAGCAACUGAAGGAGGUGUCGAGCGAGGUGGUCCGGGCAUCCCAGGAACCUGAUGUAACCCGAAAGCUCAUCAAGGAUACCUUCGACAGUCUCCAGUUCUUGGUGUCUGGCCUUGAGAAAAAACUCUCCCAGCUCAUACACAUUAAGGAAAAUGAAGAAGCUCUGAAGCAGUCCUUAGCACAGAGGGAGGAUCGAAUAACCCAACUGGUGAAUAAGGUUGAGGAGCUGAGCAGCGGUGACAGGCAGGAACAGCAUGACAAACUGGAUGCUCAUUUCAGCAGUACUAGGAAGGACAUCCGCCGUGAGAUGAAAAAGAUACGAGAUGUAGUGGGUACAAUUAAUAGUGUGGAGCCAGCGGUAACAAGCUUGCAGUCACACAUCACAAAGGUGGAAGAGACACUGACAGCCAAGAUGAAAGAACUCCAGACCUCUCUCACCCACCACACAUCCCCCUUACACCCUCGUCUGGAUGACUUCUUGACCUCCACCCAGCAAACCUCUGACCAGGUACAGCUGUCCAUCCACAACAUGGUGGAGAAGAUGACUACACUACCCAAAGAUGUUGGUACCCAGGUGUGUCAGAUGAUGCGUGCGAUGGUACACAGUGGUUCCUUAACAGCAGCAACUGGUGCUACCACGGCUAACAGUUUGUUCAGUCCCAGUUAUGGAGCCUAUUCUGCGCACCGACCCAUCUUCCCCCUGGCUGAGAGUAAUUACCGUAACCAAGUGUCUCCAGUGGCACAUGUGUCACCCAUAGCCCAGGUGUCAUCCCAUGUCAGCAUGGCCCCACCCGCCACCCAUCCCACUAACACCCACAAUUCUCACCGUAAGCUAGAUAGGAAUACUCGCCCCACCCCUCAACCUCGACUCUCUGCUCCAGCACGUCUAGACCAAAAUAGAACACCAAGGCCCAAACCAAAUACAACACUUCAACCCAACCCAAGUAUGCCUUCACAUCAAUAUGGUGGGGAUACACUACAGAUCAUAUCACAUCCUCCACAUUGUGACCAAAUGGCAACACCUCAACCCAGACUAACCAUAGGUGGGAGUGAUGCCCUGAGACAAACAGCCCGGGAAACUGCAACAGCCAAGAAACACAAGGAUAUGAUGAUGCUUCAGUCCAGUGAGAACAUUGAAGAGAAUGUUAUUUGUUCUGAAAAGAUUGUUGAAUGUGAGGAGGAUCAUGCUGGAGGAAAAGAAGAGGACCCAAAGGGUUUGUGUCAUGCUCCCCCAAAAUUAAUACGGAAUGGGACACAACACUUUACACCCCAAAAGGCCUACACGCUGAUAAAACUUAAUUCUAAAUGCCAGGAAACCUUGGUGCUGGACUGUGACAGUAGCACCAGCUCUGAUGGUUCGCCAGUGUUAGUAUCCAGGAAGACACCUAGACUCUCUGCUCUUACCACUGCAUCUUCCACAUAUGAUUGGGUGGAAGGCAGCCAAGAGUGUGAAGAAGUACCUAAGAUGAAACAAGAAAAGAACCGGUUACCUACUUCCUGCCACAACCACCAGCAAGCAUCAGUCACUGUUGAGAAGGAAAUAGUUGCCUCUAAUGUAAGGAAGACAAACACCAUUGAAACACCUUUGAGGGGUGAGGUAGUAAGGGGCAGUGGAGCUGUGGUACAUUUAGUGAAUGGGGAUGACACUGGUGAGAUUAUGCAUAUGGAAAGCACAUUUGCUACUUCUCACCGACCAGUAGUUAAUGAGGAAUUGCAGCCUCUCUCUUUUUUCACUCCUGUAAGACCAGUGUCUGUGAAUAAACGGAAGUCCUUUGAAUCUAUUCCUCGAUCACAGUCUGGUACUGGGCAUGUAACGCCACUUAUUCCUUCAGCAUUAAGAAAAAGCCGUGCUCGUCGCUACCUCACACCUUAUACUAAUGCCAAACUCGAACUAAUGAUUCUGAGUAGCAACAAAAAAGUGUAAGAGAGACACCUUAUAUGAGUUUAAAAUGGGUCUUGUGUGUUGUUGAUGCAAUCUGUACAUACUUAAAAUUGAUUAGUGUUUGAUUAUAGGCUAAGGAUGUGUGUUAUUAUUUGUCUGUUUGUAUUGUACUAACCAAGGUUUGUACAGAAUAGAAGAUUUCACGAUAUAUUUUUAUUAAAAAAUUUCUGUAUGUUAAAAUUUUUGGUGCAUUUGAUUUUUAUUGGGAUUCACCUUCUUGGGUGUUAAAAGAGGUGACUUACCAGGGAUGAAGAUAUGUAGAUGCAUCUUCUCCAAUAAUUGGAAACAGAGUUUAACAAAUUGCUCUAUGUGUCAUAACUUUAGAGUACAAAUAAUGUACUGGUUGUAACUGUGGUAAUUAAAAAUUAUAAUCAUAUAAGGGCAUUAUCUUCAGUCAAUGGCUAGCUCAGGGGUGGAGGUAGAUAACCAUGACCCCUUUCACAAUUUCAAAUAAACACGGAAGAUAAAAAAAAUGUAAUUUUCCAUUUGUAAAACCAAUAUUUAAAUGCCUUUAGUGAGCACAUUUAGUGUAAGCCAUGGCAUGAGAAGACAUACAGUACACUACAACAUUUUAGUAAUUCUCAAAUUAUGAAUUACAACAGAAUUUAUUGAAAUGAAAAUAAUUAGUUUGGUUCCAGAAGCCAACAAAUACUCAUAAACUGUUCCAAAACUGCUUUAUUAAACACUAAACUCUGUACAUAGUAAUAUCUUCAUUAGCCGGAAUCUCUCUAAAUAACCAGAACUCUCUGAUUGCCAGAAUUAAAAUUUACUGAGGGACACAUUUUCUGGAAAAUUGCUAUAAGAUUUUCCCAGUACUGUACCUGGAAAAUUCCAGGGAUGAGGGAGUUCUUUCUAGGUUUGAGAGAUGAAAA